This is a messenger RNA of Ictalurus punctatus (channel catfish), 3585 nucleotides long. RefSeq names its product PABIR family member 2 (gene pabir2). Bases 878 to 1711 code for a protein of 277 amino acids. Gene Ontology annotation, molecular function: protein serine/threonine phosphatase inhibitor activity. The record is from RefSeq and is a predicted model, not a curated record. The transcript has 10 exons. Lineage: Eukaryota; Metazoa; Chordata; Actinopteri; Siluriformes; Ictaluridae.
AAUCCGAAACGUUUGGUUGGCUGUAGGACCUGUCGGUCAUCCGGUGAAAACAGGCGGGGCUUGGUUGAGUCUCGAUGUCCACUGCGGUGUCCAAAAGGAAAACCACAACUUUGAUUGAAACGGUUGCUGCACCCGCGUUAUUACUUCACUCAAACACGAAAGUGGACAGAUAGAGCAGGAUGGAAAUGAGUUGUUUGUUUGUUCAGUAAUACAUUAUUUGUGAGGGUUAGCAUCACAUGCUAGUGCAUCAGCGGCAUCUCACGAGCAGCAUAUCUAGGCAGGCUAGUUAGCCAGGAAGCUAGUUUCCCUUCGCGAUGAUUGCCAACUGAGCGCUAUUGUGUUUUACUAGUAAGCUAAGCGUUUCUGAAUAUACUAGAUCUUGUUGUUUCGGUGUGGCAGCGGUCUGGUCGGGUCUAGUCGGUGUUUCUUCGUUUUCUUCUCAUUUUCUAAAAGACUGCUGAAUUUGGAGUCUGACGAAGGGGCAUCAAGCUAAGCUAACAAGCCAAAAAAUAGCUGUAACCUGUGUGUACCUCGUGUUCAUUCAGGUUAAGGCUAAAAUAAUAAUCUGUAAAAAAAAAAAAAAAAAAGAUCUAGAUAUGGACACAAGUUUUAGUCUGAGGGCUCGUAAUCUCGUGUUAGUCUGUACAUGCAUGUAGCUAGCAGCUGCUUUCGGUUGUGGACGUCUUUCACCGCGCAGGUAUCGUUAGCCUUCGCUAACAGCCUGAAAACUCCCGAGAUGCGCAAAUAAAAGCGUCGGGUUUCAUACAACUUGCUCUGGCUGCUUUAAGACGUCCAACGAUGUAGUUUUAUAGCAGAGAAACUCUAGGCGGUACUGGACGAACUCGGACAUUAAGUGAGCACCGUGAAGAACCAAGCAAUGAUGGCGCAAGAGAAGAUGGAGCUGGACUUGGACAUGCCGUCGGCUCUGCUUCAGGGAGACGGACACUUGAGGCGAUCCAACAGCGAGCCUAUGAUAAACGGAUUAAGUGACAACUCUCAGGUUUUCCAACGAGAGAUUCUACGCAGCAGACGAAACAGCACAACUCUUGUUAAUCGGCCGAACAUGGUUCCAUCGUCCCCGGUUCGCAUCCCUAGCACCAGGCUUGAAAGAAUCAAACAGGAGGAAGGGGUUGAUGUGAUGAACAGGGAAACAGCUCAUGAACGGGAGGUGCAGGCAGCCAUGCAGAUGAGCCAGUCUUGGGAGGAAAGUCUUAGCCUGAGUGACAAUGACUUUGAGAAGUCUACAUCAUCAUCCCCGAAGCGUAUUGAUUUUGUGCCGGUGUCUCCAGCUCCAUCUCCCACUAGAGGAAUUGGGAAGAAGCAGUGCUUCUCUCCGUCUCUGCAAAUCUUGGUGAGCAGUAAUGGUCGAACUCCCAGCCCCAUCCCCAGCCCAACACGUCGUUUCAGCAGGAGGAGUCAGAGCCCCAUUAACUGCAUUAGACCCAGCAUUUUGGGACCUAUCAAACGGAAAGUUUCAGGCGAGAUGGAAGCAGAGAGCCAGCCAAAGAGACUUUUCCAGGGUACCACCACCAUGUUGUCCACAGAGACUGCUCACCUUCCUGAACUCAGCUCAUGUUUAUCCCCUGACCUGCUUGAUGGAAGCCUCAGCAGUGUUGGCUCCUCUUCAGGUUCUCCAGCUAAGAUGGAAGGGGUUUCACCCUCCUCGAGUAACUCUCCCUUCACCCACAUCCCGGAUCUUUCACCUAAGUGAUUUGACAUAUAUUACAAGACGGGCCACACGAAUGAGCCUCUAGAGUUUCUUGUGCUUCUGUUCCAUGCCUUCCCAAUCGUGCUUUUGUUCUCAUCUUUGAAGCCAAAGCCCUGCGGGUAUUUUUUCUUGUCUGGACUUUACUAUUGGGGUGUGAAAGACGGUGAAUGCUGUUUGCACCAGCUGCUAUAUAAAGGUGUAAUAUAUGGGGUGAGGCUCCAUAAUGAAAUGAACAGCGUUUUUCGAGCCCUGCAGUUUCUGUAUGAAUUUGUGUUCUUGUAGCUCUCUUAAAUUAGUGGAAUGCUAAUAUAAAAAUAAGGCUCUUGGAGAGCGAAACGUCCCCUCUUGCAACAAUACUGCUCGAUUGCCUGUGGCUGGGCUUAUUACUAUAAGUCUUUAUUUGACACAAGCAGAUUGCCAACAGGUGUUGUGUGAAAGAAUUUAACUUAUUUUUUUGGUUCCAGCUUUGUUUCGUUUUCUUUGUAAGUAUGUAUAUACAUUGUGAUGGCUAUUAGCUUGUCGUUUGUAAUCUGUAUGGGGUGAAUGUGUGCACAGUGCCCGAGCACUUAACUGACAAUUGGGUGUGAUUGCGCUUGCAUACAUUUACAGCAGAGUUUGGUCACGUCUAAAAGGAUCAGCCUUUCAUUAUUGGUGUAGAUGGAAGGAGGCAGCACCACCGUUGACGAGUGCCUCGUUAUCACUCUUAGUGCUUCAUUAAGUUUUUCUAAUGGAGUUAAUGGUUGUCGUCAGCUAUUUAGGAAACGGAGGAAGUGUUGGUUGAAUGCAAUAUUAAUGGGGAUGUGUACCACUAAAUCCAGGAUUUGAACACUAAAGCACAUUCAGCAGUGUGAGUUGCAGUUUGUCUUGAGGUCUACCACCCUCGGGCAUGGUCUAGCCUUGUCAGCUUUCGAGAAGUGAACCGCCUCACUGCAGUGUGUUUUACAGCCCUUUAUACGCCGUGGCUUCACCCUUAUUCAUUUGUCUUUGGAAUAUCACUGUGUGACAGUACAAAGCUUAAACAACAGAGUUUUUGGUGUUUGAAUGCCUCCUUUUUUAUUUUAUUUUAUAUUUUUUUUUGCUGCAUGGGGUGAACUACUGCAAACCACUGUCAAAGGAAUUUUCGAGAUAAAUUCCUGGAGCAGUUUGGAUAAAUAGAAUAGAAACAGCUGCUGAUGGAGACGUUUGAACGUGGAAUAGGAGGAAGGUCAUCUACUGAUUUCAUGAAAGUAGUGUGCCAUUAAAGGUCUGUAAAUAAGAGAGAUGUAAAAUCUUACUUGUGUAAGUUGUUAUUCAUUUGUGUUUUUUUUUAUUUUUUAUUUUAGUAAAUAUUUUUUUGUAAAUUGUUUUAUGAAUUAGUUUCCUUUAGAAAAAAGAAAAUACUAUUUCCUCAGAGCAUGAUGCAUCAUAAAUAUGUUUUGUUUUUAUUUGCAAGCAAGAAAAUGAUUGUAAAUUCUGUUUUUCAUGGAAAUGAAAUUAAGUGUAGUUUAUUGCUCCAUAUUAGAAAUAUGACUGAGGCAAAACUGCACUGUACAUCCUUUCUCUGAAUGCAUUUUGUUGCAAGGAGAGAAGGGGGGGGGCAGUAAGUGGGUCAUGCAGGUCCUCUUUCUGUACUGUAGUGAUGGUUGAAGUGUUUGUGGUUUGAUUUACCAAUUUAUUGUGGCUUUUCAUUUUUUCUUUUUGUCCUGUGGACUUGUCUGAUCUUUUAUUUAAAUUACACUGUCCUCUUUCAAAAGCGUAAACCUUAAGCUUAUGUGUUGAGUGAGUCGCGUGCUUUGCCGAGCUCUGCUCUAAAUGGACAAAAAUAUAUUUUCUUGUCCCCUUUAUCAGUGAUCCUCAGAUUACAAAAUAAAUUAUUUGUCUGGCAUGGGCAUCUUAUA